AUGGCAAAUUAUCCAGCUUCAACGACAGCCGAUGGUUUACGCCGAAUUCUACAAGGAUACGAGCAUGCGGUCGGAGGUUUCUCGGGAGGUGUUUUUUCUACACUCAUUUGCCACCCAAUGGAUUUGUUAAAAAUCAGAUAUUCUGCUAAUGAAGGUGAUGCCUCUAUUCGACCACAGUACAGAAGCUAUUACGAUUGUGCUCGACAAAUCAUACGUUCAAAUGGUGUGUCGGGACUUUAUCAGGGACUAACGCCGAACUUGCUGGGUGGUGCUAUUUCUUGGGGACUCUAUCUUCAAUUUUACAAUAAAAUCAAACAGCCCGUUAGUAGCACAUUCAGCAAUUUGCCGGACCCUGCAACUCAUUUUAUAUGUGGUGUUCUCGCGGGCUCAGUUGUGAUGUGUUUCACGAAUCCAAUAUGGGUGGCAAAAACAAGUACGAGCAAAAAGGAAGGAUUUCGUAGUCUUUAUCGAGGAUUUCUGCCGGGACUUUUUGGAACAACACACGGAGCCGUGCAAUUCAUGAUUUAUGAUUGGUUAAAAGAUUGGCGAUGUGCACAACUUGGAAUAGGAAAGAACUCAAAACUUGGCGUAGCUGAUUACUUUGCCUUUUCGGCUCUAUCAAAAAUUGUGGCCGUGACAGUAACGUAUCCUUAUCAGGUAGUUCGAACUCGUAUGCAGGAUCACAAUAUUGCACAACGCGGGGUUUUGGAGACAAUUCGCGUAGCAUUGAGGAAUGAGGGACCAGGCGCUUUUUAUAAAGGACUUUUGAUUGCUAACGUUCGGACACUGCCGGCAACUGUUGUCACACUGCUGACUUACGAACAGGUGCAUCACUUCCUUCAAGAUAAA
Mesorhabditis belari is the source of this 849-nucleotide messenger RNA. NCBI's taxonomy places the organism in Eukaryota, Metazoa, Nematoda, Chromadorea, Rhabditida, Rhabditidae. The record is from the annotation of a GenBank genome assembly.